This is a messenger RNA of Drosophila grimshawi, 3201 nucleotides long. It is a transcript of the gene vnd, whose product is annotated as homeobox protein vnd. Gene Ontology annotation, biological process: cell differentiation; regulation of transcription by RNA polymerase II. Gene Ontology annotation, molecular function: DNA-binding transcription factor activity, RNA polymerase II-specific; RNA polymerase II cis-regulatory region sequence-specific DNA binding. The transcript is spliced from 3 exons. Bases 411 to 2642 code for a protein of 743 amino acids. The record is from RefSeq and is a predicted model, not a curated record. Gene Ontology annotation, cellular component: nucleus. Lineage: Eukaryota; Metazoa; Arthropoda; Insecta; Diptera; Drosophilidae.
AAAAUUCAAAUCAAAAUCAAAAUCAAAACUCGAAUCCAAACUUUAAGCGACCAGUGUUAAUGACCAGUUGUCAUUGUGGUAGUGCAGCGCGGAACAGUGUUGCAAAAUAAUAAUAUUAUUCGGAUUUCUGUUUGUGUAUUUGUUGUGUUGUGUUGUGUUUAUUUUUUUUUUGCACGUGUGACACUUAUUAAUUGAACGGCCGCAAAGUGGCGGAGAAACGCAAAGGUACGCCGUCGCCAACGCCGCCGCCCGCGCAGCAGCGACGCAAAUCGGGCGAAAGCGCGACGCCAACAUCGGCAACGGCAACGGCACCGGAAGCGGCAGCGGCAGCAAGUAGCGUAAUCGCAAUACCAAUUGCAAUACCAAUACCAAUACCAGUGCCCCCAACGACGCCCACAACGGCCACGGACAUGACCACCACCACGCACAGCCAGGCGGCGCUGGAGCGCACGCCAGCCAAGCACAAGGAGCGCGCGUCGCGUGAGCGGGAUCGGGAUAGGGAACAGGAACAGGAUCGAGAACGGGAACGGGAAAGGGAUACGACAAACAACAGCAGUGCUGGUGGCAACAGCAGCGGGAAUAGCAGCGGCUUGGGCAGCGCCGGCAGCCUGCCCGCCUCGCCACAGAGUGCGGCAACGGUUAGCUUGGGCACACCCACAACGCCCAAGCGGCCGUUGCGAACAUCGACGCCAUCGUUGGAUCAGCCGCGUGCAUCGAAGAUCAUCAGCACGGCGAGCACAACGGUGCCGACAACAACGCCCAGCCAUGGCGCCAACUUCUCGGCCGCGGAGCAAUUGCGCAUCCCGACAGGAGCGGCGGCAUUCAGUGGCUUUCCCGGCCUGCACAGCAUGAGCAGCUUAAUGGUGCCGACAUCGGCGGCUGUGGCGGCUGCUGCAGCAGCACCCUUCCUGCCCUGGUCACCCAUAUUGCUGCCACCUUGGAGCCAUGCGCUGCUCCCGGCUGCCUUUUAUCCGGCGGCUCUGCGCAACGCUUUGCCCGGCCUCUUUGAUGCCAAGGUGCCGUCUUCGCAGCGCUCCGGCUUUCAUAUAUCCGACAUCCUCAACUUGGACGGCUCGGAAUUGAAGAGUGCAGCGGCGGCAGCAGCAGCAGCUCAUCACACGCACAGCCAUAGCGCGGAGCUGGGGGCGGAGUCCAGCAAUGGGCACGGUCAUCCGACACCAACGGCCCUGUCGCCCACACCCAGUUCAGUGCUGCCGCCACCCAGUAGCGCAGAUGUGGAUCAUGUGACGCCAGCGGCACAAGGUGAUCAUCAGACUACGGAGCAUAAUGCUCAGGCCUCUCACCUCCAUCCCCAGCAGCACCACCAUCCGCAGCAUCAACAGCAGCAGCAGCAGCAGCAGCAACAGCCGCACCAGCAGCAACAGCAGCAUCACCAUCCGCAUCUACAUCAGCAUCCGCACCAUCAGCAGCCAGUGGCGCCACUUCCCCUGCCGCACCAUCAGAGCGCUGGCGGCGCUCAGCCACCCAUGCCCCACAUGGGCACCCAUGCCCAUGCUGCCUCAGCGCAGGCCGCUGCCCAUCUGCUGGCCAGUCACAAUGCAGCAGCCGCCGCUGCUGUUGCCGCCGGCCAAUAUCUGCCAAAGAACUUUCCGGGCACCUUCGGCGAUGAGAUGUCCUCCUACCAUCACAUGGCCCAGACAAUGCUCUCCCACUCGGGUCGCACUGCGUGGAUCAAAGAGAACGAACUAUAUGGCACUCAACAGCCGGCCAGUCCGGACAGCACCUCGCCAGUGACUUCGGAGGUCUCCUACACAUACAUCGGCUCCAAUUGCCAAACGUCGCCAGCCCUCUCCGGCGACUAUAAGAGCUACAGCCGCUCGGCGGAUAGCGAUGCGCUUUCUGUUGGUGAUGCGUUGCACACGUUGCAUGGUAGCGCCACAGCCGGCGGCAGCUCGGCGGCGCAUGCGUUGCACAACAACAAUAAUAACAACAACAACAACAAUAACAACAAUAAUAACAAUAACAAUAGUUUGAAGCACGAUGCUGGCGCAGGCAGCGGCAGCGCUCACGACGACAGCUUGAACGAGGACGGCAUCGAGGAGGACAUCGAUGAUGUGGACGAUGCGGACGGCAGCGGCGGCGGCGGCGUCAACGCCGACGGCAUGCCCAACAAGAAGCGCAAGCGACGCGUCCUCUUCACCAAGGCGCAAACGUACGAGUUGGAGCGACGCUUCCGGCAGCAGCGCUAUCUCAGUGCACCGGAGCGAGAGCAUUUGGCCAGCCUGAUAAGGCUGACGCCGACGCAGGUGAAGAUCUGGUUCCAGAAUCAUCGCUACAAGACCAAGCGUGCCCAGAACGAGAAGGGCUACGAGCAUUCCGGCCUGCUGCAUGGCCAUGGCACCCAUCCGCAUCAUCCAUCGGCGUUGCCCUCGCCCCGCCGCGUUGCUGUGCCCGUCCUGGUGCGCAAUGGCAAGCCAUGUCUGGGCGAUGGGCCCAAGCUGACGCAGGAUUGUGUGAGCACUGCCACCGCCAUGCAGAAUGCCGCCGCCGCCCAUCAUCUGGUGGCACUCAACGGCGCCGCUGCCUAUCAGCAUGCGGCGGCAGCCGCUGCCGCUGGCCUCCAUGUCCAUGCCCACGCUCAUGCCCAUCCGCAUGCGCAGCGCGCCCCUUGGUGGUCCUAAUAUUGCUAGCUGCCUAGGUUCGAGUUGGCCGCACUGGGUGGUGGGAGCGGCCAAAUGACUGCUAACUCGAAUACUGGACAAUAAUGUGACUCUGCCACGGCUUGUGGCACAAUUCGGUUGGCAAUUCGAACAAACAAAACAAAUUUUGUGCAAUAAUUGAUAACAAUGGUUCGACAGACAACAAGCAAAUAUGAGACACAUCUCUCUUCUCUGCUCCGCUCCGCUCCUGCCCCUUUUUCCCUCAUCCCUCAUCCCCCAGAGCCCGUCAUCUAAUCAAAAACAUAUAAAACAUACACAGAACGGGAGCUUGUGGCAUGGCCAAGCCAAGUGCUCAACUUGAAGAAUUCUUCGCCAAGCGCUGCAGCAUUAAUAAUUUGAAGUGUUGUUGCAUGUGCAACAAACUGCAGCAAAUAUCAUUCGUGUAAUAAAAACUGCUAUAAAUAAUAAUACUUUUUUUUUCCUGCAGCUCAAAAGCUGCGGGCUAUUUAGACAUAAGAUUUUUUUUUUUGCACAAAAGUCAAUAAUACUUAUUAAUUUUUAGGCGUAGAACCAAGUUUUU